AUGAAUGGUUCGCGGAACACUGAUUCUACUAUAAGUCAGCCCGGAUCAGCGCAAGUGAAAAGGGAGGAGAACCUGGAUUACCUGUUUGAAAGUGAGGAUAUAAAGCAUGUUAUGAACUCUGAUGUUGCCAUCAAUGCUUUGUUGACGAGGUUGAAGCAGUCUUUGCUGAUCUGCGAGGAAUUUACCAAGUUUGUGCGCAAGAAGUAUAUAUUUGAAGAGGAGCACACCAAUGAAUUGGCAAAGCAAUAUAAGCAUUUCUUUAACACGACGCCCAGCAGCAACUCGUCUCUAAACCGUAUCAUGCAUGAAGUGCUUUCCUAUGAUGGUAAGAUGAGCCAAGUCAAAUCAAGCUACGUGAAAGCACUACAGAAAAUGUACGAUGAGCUGACAGCACUUCUAUUCACUAUGACUAAGUUAAGGAAAAGCUGUAAAGAGAAUAGCAGAAGACUUGAGAAGGAAGUCACUGAUGCAAUCCAUAGUGCAGAAAAGGCACAGGCUCGUUAUAACUCGUUGUGUCAGGAUUGGGACAAGUUGAGAAUGACUGAUCCUUCUAAGACCAAACUGACUCUUAGAGGUUCUAAGACUAAUAAAGAGCAAGAAGAAGAAUUGCUACGGAAAAUCGAUGCGCAGGACUUAGAAUACAAACAAAAAGUCGAUCAUUCUACUUCUUUGAGAAAUACUUUCAUUACCAAGGAAAGACCAAAAAUUGUAAGAGAAUUGAAAGAUAUGAUCCUCGAAAUGGAUACUGCAUUGGCCAUUCAAUUACAAAAGUACACUAUAUGGACUGAGAACUUAAUAUUGAACACAGGUAUAACUGUUAGUCCAUUGGACUCUUCGAAAUCGAUGAAGUCUCUUGCAGCCUCAGUUAGCAACGAGAGAGAUUUGUAUCAGUUCUUGAAGAAAUAUAAUCAAUCUGGUAAGAAUUCAAUGUUAGUAAAUAGGAAUUUGAUCCCAGUUGAGUAUUCAAAACAUCCAUCAAUGAAGAAGAGUCAAAGCUCCCAAAGAAAUUUUAGUGGCCCUAAAAAACCACCAAAAUUUGCUGUUGAUCCAUCCAGGAAUUCGAUACCAAAACGUAUUCUGUCAACGCACAAUGACACACCUUUCGAUUCAUCCCCAAGCACACCAUCUAUGACAAAAUCAGGUACAUUUACAGAGCUCGGUGUAAGCUCAGUAUCAACAGCGCCUACUUCGUCUAGUUCUGGGAACAUAAAAUACCAGAAUACUAGUAGAGACCAGUCACUGCCAUCAUUGCCUUCGAAUGUCAUGGAAAAAGAGCGUAUCCCAUCAAAUUCCAUGAACUCACAAUUCUCAACCUUGGAUCCAGGUCCUAGGGCAAAAAUAGUACCAAGUUUAUCGACUACAAUUUCCAUGAGUGGCAGUGAGACUGAUAGACCUAUCUCUCAUAUUCAAACUGGUAGUUCGAUGCCACCAGGUGUUUCCAAGAAUUUCAAAUCCUUUGGUGUACCACUUGAAGAUUUGAUUGAAUUCGAAAAUGAUAUGGUUCCAGCUAUUGUACGCCAAAGUAUUUAUGUCAUUGAUACAUACGGGUUAGAUUUGGAGGGAAUAUAUAGAAAAUCUGCCAACGUAUUAGAUGUGAGCAAACUAAAGGAUGAAAUAGAUAAAGAUCCAGCUAAUGUAUCAAUGAUUUUACCUCCAAGAAAUCAUUCAGAUUCUGAUAUAUAUCUGGUUGGUUCAUUACUAAAAACUUUUUUUGCAUCUUUACCUGAUGCUCUGCUUCCUAGAGAUAUAACAGCUGAAGUUAAGACAUGUGUAGCAAUUGAGGAUCCAACUACAAGGAAAAACUACAUGCACGGGUUACUGUAUAAAUUACCGGAUGCCCAAUACUGGACGUUGAGGGCAUUAUUGUUUCAUUUAAAACGGGUCUUGGAACAUGAACCUACGAACAGGAUGAAUACGAAAUCACUAUGUAUAAUAUGGGGCCCAACCAUUAUAGCUCCUAAUGAUGAAGAUAGGAAUGAUGUCAACUAUCAAAUAAAAGCAAUGGAAGUCUUACUAGACGUGACUGAUCAGGCAUUUGAAGCCGAGGAAUGA
Messenger RNA from Nakaseomyces glabratus, 2052 nucleotides. It is a transcript of the gene RGD1, whose product is annotated as GTPase-activating protein RGD1. NCBI's taxonomy places the organism in Eukaryota, Fungi, Ascomycota, Saccharomycetes, Saccharomycetales, Saccharomycetaceae. The record is from RefSeq and is a predicted model, not a curated record. Gene Ontology annotation, biological process: signal transduction; regulation of GTPase activity. Gene Ontology annotation, cellular component: cytoplasm.